ACAUGAAGUAUAUCAAGCGUCAACUAAUUCCACGGGCUCAUUUCUUUUCAACUUUGCUCUUUGGAAUAAAAAGGAGCGAAAAUUUAUAAUUUCUGAAUUUUAUUUUGUGUUAGCGUUAAAAUUCCAGCUGUUUUCGUCGAAAUAAAGUAUUUUGCAAAGGGGAACGAUGUCCAGAAAGCGUUAUGAAGACAGAGACCGUGAUGACGGUAAGAUAUUUGAUUUGAAAUUAUUGAAAUUUGAUCAUUUCAUUACUUUGAAAUUAUGUUGUCAAUAUGUGUUUCUGCUUGUUUUGCUGUUUGUAUACUUGCAAAUAUGCUAGUUGUGCUGCUUCUACGUAUGUUUUGAUAAAUUGUGGUUGGAUUUUUUAUGAAAAAUCUUUAUCUGCAUGAGUAUUUAAAUUUUAAAAUGGUGUUUGAUAGAACACACUAUAAUAGAUGGGAUUUCUGUGGGUUAGUUUUAUCACAAGAGGUGCCCCAAAAUCUCGCUAUUUAUCUAUAUACAUGAAUUUGUGGUUAAUGCUCAGCAACUGGACUCUGCAGCUCAGUUGGUUAGAGUGUUGCACUGGAAUUGCGGGGCCACAGAUUCAGUUCCUGCUUGUAGUGUUCCAUUUUGUUCCCAACUGCUCCAUUUUGUGGAAAUGCUAUAUAAAUUUGCAAAAACCCAUCUACCACAAAUACACGAACCCUCUCAAGGUGGUUGUUCAUUGAAAUAUUUGUCAAUCGAUUUUUAGGAAGAAACAGGAAAAGACGCAAAGUUGAUCUCAAUGAUGUUGAGGAUAAACUGGAGUCAUUGAUCAACAGAGUUGGAGAAAAGGUCUAUAAUUUAAAGAUGAUGUCCACUCCGUUCUGCGCAUCAGUUCUGCUCAUAACAAAGGGGGACCCCCAGAUAUAAACAUUGCCCAAAAUUUUGCAUCUUUCGAACUUUUUUGAAUUGAAACGUACAAUUUAUAUUCAUUUACAAGCAUAGCGAACCAGAAAAUGUUAGAUAUUCAACUGUCACGACCAAUUCAUGUUUAACCCAUUACUACGGAAACCUCUCUCCUUGACGAGUGAAGUUGUCUGGUGCUAGACAGAGUAAAAUAAUAACGUAAUUAGGUCCAUCAGGGCGCAUUGCAGUUCAAUGCGUUAAUAACAUUCAUCUCUUGUGUGCAGAGCUCUGCAUCCCUGGAAAAUAAUUUGCAACAACUGGCGAAUGUGUUGGAAGCAGACCUGCCAAACUAUAAAGAAAGGAUUUUAAAAAUUAUUUGUACAUGGUGAGUCAUGUUCACAAACUUCAGUGUUGUUAUAUGUGUGUCCAGUGUGUUGGUAUAUGUAGUAUUAUAAUAUAGUCAUCUACUAUAUAUGAGCUAUUCUGCAGUCUGAUUGGUUGAGCUAGUUGCCAUAUAGUAUAUCAGCUCAUAUACAUCGAGUAGCAAAAACUACUAAGAUUAUAGCACAAAAACCACUUGAGAUCACCAAAAAAAAAGAAAAUUUUAGCUUUAAUAAUGAUAUAAAAAGACAAGGAAAAAGUCCCAAAGAUUUUUGAAUAGCGAAGACAGUUCUUGUCAUAUAUGGCUGAUAUACGACAAGAGCUGUAUUCGUCAAGAGCUAUUAUAUAGUAUUGUUAGUCAUACAAUAAGUUGGUUUGUGUCUGAAGUUCUGAACUCCUUGAGAAAAUUAAUAUGUACACUUUUCUUUGUUGUAGUGCUACUAACUCUCCUGAUAAAAUCAGUGUGUACAGCACCCUUGUUGGCUUGCUCAAUGUGAAAGACUAUAAAUGUGGUGAAGACGUAUGUGUUUAUUGAUUGAGAAGAUACUCCAUAUAACGUAUCACAGUUUUAUGACUGUGUAGUGUUUGUGUUUUUGACGUGCUUAUCAUUUUUCAACAGUUUCUUGAUUUGAUGGUGGAUGAUUUGAAAAAUGUCUUAAAAUCUGGUUCAUUUGAAAGAGCACAGUUAAUGGUAUGUCUUAGUUUAUAAGAUUUGUGGGGCUAAUAUAAUAAUCAGUACCACUAAUAUAGAGUACAAAAAAGACGGCCAUAUGAGGGAAACGCCUUUAACUGAGAGGGAACUCGUAGAUCAUGCAACUACUAGAAAAAUAUAAAAGAACUUCAACCUUCCAUAACCUUUAAAAUUUCUUCGUAAAUAUAUACAGUAAGGUUGAAAGCAUUUAAUUAACCAUUGAGUGGCAGUAAUCUCCCCUUGAUGAGUGAAAUUGUCUGGCAUUAGGCAGAGUCAAAUGAUAAAGUAGGGCAUGUCAGGGCACACUGCCAUUUAAAGGGUUCCCAAUAACCUGCUCAGAAAAAGUCUCAAAUUAAUAUGGGUGCACUUCUUUCAUAUUUUUCCUGCUAUGAGCAAUAAAACAUCUCUAUUUUUAUUUUGUGUAGAUUCGGUUUCUUGCUGACUUAGUAAACACAAAAGUUGUAGUUCCGUCUUCGUUGAUGAAUUUAUUUGACAAUUUCUUGGCUGUGACAAUGGAGGAUAAUCUAAUACAAGUGAGAUUUCUGUUGAAUUCCUCAUAUGUGGUUUAUUAGCAAGUCCUAUUGCAACAAUCGAUAUUCACGACAACUUUUUAUCUAUCCUAGGUUCGCUCUGACUGGUUUGUUCACACUGUUUUAUUAUCACUUCCUUGGGUAAGCUUUACAACCAUGUACAGUACUUUUAUUUGGCUCGGGUUUGUAUAUAUCUGAUACAACAUGGCAGCUCAUUGCUGUAUAUAUCACUGUACUUAAUAAAAGAACAUUGAGAGUUGUUAGACAAAAUCCCUGGUAUACUGUACUUUUCUUCCAAUUUUUAUCAGGCUGGUAAAGAGCUAUGGACUACAAGAGCAUCAGACUGUGAAAGAUUGUUUAAUACAAUUGAAAUUUAUUUAAAGUAAUGUAAAAACAUUUAAUUUCAUACUGUAGUAAAUUGUAUUGUUAAAUUUAAGAGGUAUUUUAAUACAUUGAGUGAAAGCACUCUCCCCUUGACAAGUAAAAUUUCCUGGCUAAUCACAGAGUAAAAUAAUAAAGUAGUGGGCAUCAGGGAUUAUAUAAUAUAUUUUAUUGUAAUUUUUAAUGUAAUGUGCAGGUCCCCUGUUUAUAACAGCUAUCUCAGCUGAUAGGGUCAACCUGUUAAAAUAAAGAUCAUUAUUGAUUAGGGCACAUUACCAUUUAAAAGGUCAAUAACCAAAUCAUUGGUCAUUUGUGUUGUAGUAAUCGUCAAAAGACUCAUGUGGAUGGUUUGAGAGUGUGGUCAUCAGAUCACCCACAUCUUCAGGAAGAGGUACAUUACUUAAUACCCAUUGCAUGUUUGCAACACAUUCCCCUUAUUGAGUAAAAUUUUCUGGUAAAAAAAAGUAGGAACAUUUCGAACCCUGUCAAUUAGGGUGCAAUUAGCCAUUCCGAAGUUGAUGAGUGGAUUGGGGACGAGUGUUAAAAAGUGCCCAAAUUAAGAAAUGAACCAAAUCACUAGAAAGACCAGUUAAAUUAGUCAGUGUACAAAGUUUGAAGACGUUUACAUGAAUACUCUUCGAAUAAUAAGCUUUCGAAAAUUGUGAAAUUACCGAUUAAAAGAUUGUUUUUGGGACGCGCAUCCCCCAAAACACAAAUCACAGUACAUUUCAUAGUGAAUAUUGCGAUUUUUGAAAGCUUAUUAUUCGAAGGGUAUUCAUGUAAACGUCUUCAAACUUUGUAUACUUACUAAUUUUGAGGUGGUCUUUGUAGUUACAUGUAUUUGGUUCAUUUCUUAAUUUGGGCACUUUUUAGCACUCGUCUCCAGUCCUCUCGUCAACUUCGGAAUGGCUAAUUGAGCCUCAAUGGGCUCCUCAUGAGUAGUAAUUUGUUGUUCUUUCUAUUCUCUCAGUAUCUUGACUGUCUUUGGGCUCAAAUCCAGAAACUCAAAAAUGAUAAUUGGGUGGUAAGUUAAAUAAUGACUACAAUUGAAAAAAUUAGAACUGGAACUGUAGAAAAUGUAAAAUUAGAACUGUACUUUUAUCUGAAUAUGUUAAUACAGGAACAUCACAUCAGAAGACCAUACUUGUCAUUUGCAGAAACGUUUGCAGACGCUUUGCAAGUAAGCAGAAAUAUUGGAUAUUAAAAUGUACAUACAGCGAUUAGUAAUUUUACAUAUUUGUGUUAUUCAGCACAUUCUAAGUCUUCUAAGACAAAGUAAAAAUAAGGCAUUAUAUGAUGUUAGAUAAGGCAUUUUUGUCGAAAAAAAACUUGAUUUACAUUGUCUUAUUUAACGUCACCUCUGCUGGGUAGCUUUAACAGCCAAACAGACAAUGAAGAUGAUGUUUUUCUCUAAGAAAACAUAUUGCAUUUCGUUGUAAAAUGUAGUGAAUACAGAAAUAAAGGGUUGUAUGAAUGAAUUUUUUUAUUUGCUGUCAUUUAGCACCCACUUCCGAACUUUCCAAUCUUAUCUCGUGAAGAAAAUGUUGAAUAUCCUCCUCCGCACGUUGUCUUUCGUAUGUUUGACUACACUGACGUGCCUGAGGGACCCACGAUGCCUGGUGCUCAUUCUGUUGAGAGAUAUUUGGUGGAAGAAAGCUUGAACAGAAUUAUUAACACACAUUACAAGGACAGAAAGGAAUGGUAUGCAUUUCAUUUGUUGCCAGGAGUGGAAAAAAUAGGCAAACACGCAAGCUCGCAGGAAAUGUCAAACAGCUGCAGGAAAUUUGUUUGAAUAUAACGGCCAACUUGCAUGUUAGACUAAAUUUUAAUCUAAGUAAAGAGAAGGGAAUCAAACACAACAGUUAAAAAGAAAAUAAUGAAUCAGUAAAAUUGCAAAGUUUGGUUGCGAAAUGUUGUAAAAUACAGAAAAUAUAGCCUUGUGAAGUUUGCAUAUUUUCAGUAUAUUUAUAUUACGUGCGGUAAUUGUUGCCAUUUUCGGCUCAAAAAUGGUAACAAUUUCCGCACGUAAUGCAAACAUACUGAAAAUAUGCAAACUUCGCAAGGCUAUAUUUUCUGUAUUUUACAACAUUUCGCAACCAACCGAUUUUAAUAAGUUCUUUACGGGAAUUUACUUUUUUUGCCUAAAUCAAAAAUUAGUCUAACAUGCAAGUUGUCUAUUGAAUGAAGAUUUAAUUAUUGAAAAUAUUUACAUUAUUUAAAAUGAAAGUGUUUACAUUAUUUUCUUAUUGCAUUUCUAAACUCCUAGUGCUUCACAGUUGAUGAAGUUUCCAGAGCGGGAAAAAAUUCCCUUGGAGUAUUGCAUUAUAGAGGUAUAUAUCAAUCCAUUUCUUCAAAUGAACACCAGGGGCAGGUUGUACGAAGGUCGGAUAGCGCUAUCCACCGGAUAGGGAUUUUUUCAACCUUUGUAAAAUGUUUGAAAAACUGUGAAACUACGGAUAUAGACGACACAAGAAGUAUAAAAACAUUCAACUUAUAAAUACUAAACUUUAAUACGAGUUAUACCAAUCAACGACUGAUUUAACAAAGCUUGAAAAAAUCACUCCGGUGGAUAGCGCUAUCCGGCUUUCGUACCGGCCCCAGUAUUUUCAAAUUUCAGCAAAAAUUUACCUCGUGUAACAUGGCUUUAAAAUGACGAACAGAAAAUAUGUCAUGCAUGCUCUUCUCUUAUUAUUCCAGGUGAUAUUUGGCAAUUUAUUUAAGCUUCCAGUUUCUCCUCAGUUGGAACUGUUCUACGGUUCUCUACUCGUUGAUCUUUGUAAAAGUCAACAAGCCACUAUACCUGGUGUCGUAUCCUUUAUAUAUAUAUAUAUAUAUAUAUAGUCAUAAAAAGUGUCAUAUAUUCAUAUCUGUUUAUUAUCUGCUCUGUUAGUUCAGCCACUAGCCAUGCUUGUGUAUUUACUUUUUUAAUGAGAUGGUAAGGCACUAGACUUCGGUACAAUGUACUAGGUAAUUUAGCCUUAACACGAAAUCUACAUAGCUUGCGCAAGCAACUGAACUGCUGUACGAAAGAAUCAAUACGAUGAAUACAACUUGUCUUCACAGGUAAGAAGUUUCAUGAGUAUUUUGUUGAUCGUGUUUUUCAUGUUUCCUUGGAUUUAUCUUGGUUAAUGCUCAUCUUCACGACACUGUACGUACCUGUAUACAACUCUACAAGUUAACCCAUAAAUGCGUUAUGCGCAUAACUUUGCCGUAAAAAGCGUCUGUUAGACAAAGUAAAAUAUUUGAGCUUAUCACAGCUUCAUGUGUUAAGUUAAAUAUCGGAUCAGAAUCCUUCCGUUGUUUUCUAUAUUAUAUACAGUAUCUGUCGAACGUUUAUAAAUAUGUUCGUUUAUUAAUUGGUAUCUUCACUUCGACACCUCGACUAUCACACUGAUGAAUAAAUAUAAUCUAGUUUAUAUAUGUAAGGAAACCGUAUUGUUGAGCCUUCAGUACAUAAUUACUGAGCCCGCUAUAUAACUGUUCGUCUACAGUAUCUACAAUGCUAAGUGCACUGAUCCCCUAAAUGUCAAGAUUUAAAAGCUGAAUAACCGUGCGUUUCUCUAGAUUCAUCACCUGGUUGUCCUAUCAUUUCAGUCAAUUUCAGUAUAAAUGGACUUGGGAUGACAGGCAAGUACUAACAAAACACUGGUUUCCAUCAUCUUCUUAAGAUUUGAGUUAUAUUUUUGUUGCCAUUUAGGAUUGCGUUAACGGAGGAAUCCCCUGACUCUCCACACCGAAAAUUUGUAAUCGAAGUCCUGGAAAAAUGCUUACGGUAACAUCGUCAAUGUUCACCAUUUUUUCAUUUGACCUCUUUUUUUCUUCUCUUUUAAUACAUUCAUUCUUCAUCGACAUUGACUUCAUGUACGAGAUUUUCGUUAUUUUUAGAUCUUCAUAUUACGAAUUCAUCCUUGAAGUUGUUCCAGAGUCACUUCAUGUUCUGGUGCCUCCAAAACCUUACUUCUCCUACAGAUAUGAGGAAAAAUCAGGUAAGAAUAGAACACUCCAUAUUGUAUUCAUGUUGGCUAGCUGUCUCAGUUCUAAACUGUUCUCCUGGAGGUCCAGUAAGGAUCAUCUCUUAUUGAUCCAGUGUUACUACAGGAGGAAACCUAAACUAAACUAACUUUAUUUAUACUGGAUAGUUCUAUCAGUUCUAAACUGUUCUCCUUAGAGGUCCAGUAAGGAUCAUCUCUUAUUGAUUCAGUAUUACUACAGGAGGAAACCUAAACUAAACUAACUUUAUUUAUACUGGAUAACUCUAUCAGUUCUAAACUGUUCUUCCUAGUGGUCCAGUAAGGAUCAUCUCUUAUUGAUCCAGUGUUACUACAGGAGGAAACCUAAACUAAACUAACUUUAUUUACACUGGAUAGUUCUAUCAGUUCUAAACUGUUCUCCCUAGAGGUCCAGUAAGGAUCAUCUCUUAUUGAUCCAGUGUUACUACAGGAGGAAACCUAAAUAAACUAACUAUAUUUAUACUGGAUAGCUCUAUCAGUUCUCAACUGUUCUUCCUAGAAGUCCAGUAACGGCCAUUCCUUAUCGAUUUAGUGUUUCCGCAUUUAUUUAUACUGGAUAUUUUUCCUAAUGUUUUGAAUCUUCAGGGCCCAGUCCUGGUCAUGAGCAUGCGAAAGGUCUGGUAGAUUCUAUCAAGGCCAGGAAACCAAUGGAUGAAUUAUUAACGUUGGUCAAUAAUAUUCCGAACUCACCGUCGGAUGAAGAAGACAUGGAUUAUAGCCAGGGUAUGUGCCAAGCAUCGGGCUUGGGGAAAAACAGGGUCUGAUACUCGGGCUAGUUGCGAGUGUGAUUCCUGCCUGGGUAUAUUUCUCUUUGUCAUAUUCAAUAUUUUGUUUGCAGAUGACCCUCGAAUUCCUUCCCUCAAGAUUGAUGUGUGUUUUCAAGUUUUGCUUAGAGCUGGAGCGAAAUCAGUCAGUCACACUUUUAAAGCCUUAGACAAGUAUGUUUAUCUUUGGUGAAAGCCUUUUACCAUAAGGAGUUUUAUUUGAAGAAGCUAUAGAUAUAUGCACUUCUGUAUGCGUAGAUUAGCGAAAGUGCACCAAAAGAAACAAUGAAACAUAUUUCUUUCAUUGUCUGAUUUUGAAAUCUACAUUCGUGGUACUAUGUCGUCCUAUAUUAACUACACACGUAAAAAUCUCACAACUUGUCAACAAGAUGUGUUCGCAACAGGCUUGUAGCAAGCUUGUGAGCAAGUUGUAACAACGCUGUUAUUUUAUCAAGUUACUACAAGGUUUGUUGACAAAUUGUUGAAUUGCAGGACGAUAACAAGUUGUUGGAACAACUUAUAACAAGUCUAUUGAAUGCACAACAAGCUUGUAGCAAGUUGUCAACAAGCCGUUGAGAACUUGUCAACAAACUGGGAACAAGCAGUGAGAACACAUCCUGUUGACAAAUUGUUGGACAGCAUUGUUACAAGUCUGCUGCAGGUUUGUUACAACUUGUGUGUUUUUACGUGUGUAAAUAUCGUCCUGUAGGUUUGAAAAAUUAUUGCGAAGUGUAGUCACAAAUGAGGAGGAAGAGCGACAUUGCCUUGAAGUAUUGCGUUCAUUCUGGAAGCUUCAUCCACAGGUAAAGACUGGUUUACACUAUCAAAGUUUCUGUGAUCACAGUAGGAAUUUUGCAUGCUUAGAAAUGGCUUUGUUAGAAAUGUUUGAGGGAACUGGCUUAGGGGCUGUUUAUAUAGUCCCGCUUACCCGGGAUUCAAUGAAGUGUGAAGUGCUGUAUUUUGAACAAUUGAAAUAUGUUUUUCAGCCCCCGAAGAAAAGUUAGAUAUUAUGUAGUGAAAGAAGAGGUCAAUCAACCUCGUUCCCAGGCUCUUUCCUCUUGUGGAGGAGGUCAAUAGCAUUAGACAACAUUUGUUUUUUUUGUUUAAAACAUGAAAUUUCAUACAAUUUGUAGCAAGAAUUUUUGUUAGACCAUGAAGUGCGACUUAUUUCAAUUGCUCAAAAUACUUCACACUUGAUUGAAUUGAAUCUUGGGUAAGCGGGACCAUAUAAACAGCCCCUUAGUGUUUAAAGACAACUCCCUACUCUAAUUAUAAACUGACGUAUUUUAUACUUGAUUGAAAGUCGUCUUCGAUGUUUCAGAUGAUCCACAUUGUGACGGACAGAUUGAUCAGAAUGCAGAUCGUUCACAGCGGUUCAUUUAUCAACUGGCUUUUUUCCAAAGAAAUGGCGAAUGAUUUUCACAGGUACAGUAAAUGCCAAUGCUUGAGAACAGAACAUGGGGCUAAAUUUUGAGUUCAUUUCCGUAUUAACAACCGCAAUUUAAAUGAACCUGGCUACCCAAACAACUCUCGUCCUGACAACCCUAACCCCAUUCUUGUAACGUCAUUCAGGAAUAGUUGCAAAGUCACUCUUAAAUUUUAAUUAAACUAUUUUUUGGUCAAUUAUUAGGUCGUAUAUGUGGGAGAUACUUCAUUCUGUACUAAGGAAAGCUACAAAACAAACAAAAAAGGUAUUAUAAUUAUUCUGAGAGUAUUAAGUCUUUGCGUAAGCUUUGAAACCUGAGCCCGGCUGGCACAGCAGCUACUGUAGUACUUGUACCAUUUACCUCUGUGACCAGAGUACAAUAACUACUAUAAUUUCCUGCAAUAUACAGAACCUGUACAUGUGUUUGAUUAUUAUUUCAUCUUGUUUUCUCCUGCAGUAAAACUAGAUCAUUAUAGAGAAGACUGAGCCGCUUUGAAGGAUCUAACAAAAUUUGCAAUUUUAGAUCAAGGCAGAUUUGGAGAAGGAACGGAUUAAGUUGGAAAGACUGGAAGACAAACACAAGAAACAGAAUGAAGAAAAGUCUGAAAGUGGCGUGACCGAUAUAGAAGAAAUUGAAAUAAAACGACAAGAAGUGCAAGGACACACAGAUCAACUUGAGCCCAUGCAGGAUGAGCAGAAACAGGUCUUUAUAGUUCUCUUCCAGGUACGACAAAAUUCUGUUUAUAUCUGGUUUUGGUUAAGCAUUAUCUUGCUGUGGAUGGUGAAUCUUUUCAUUAUAUGUAGUAGUCUUGUAUUUGGAGGUAAAUUGAGAUUGAGAGAUGUUUAUAUCUCCUUGCUCCUACAAAUGUGACUAUUCCUCAAGUCAAUAACCAACUUGUGUCCCGGAAGACUUACUACUGUAUAUGUUUCUUUCAUAUUCCUAGCGAUUUGUAAUGAUGCUCAAUCAACACAUAGCGCGAUGUGAGGAACAACAACAGGAAAUCAACUCACCAACUUUUAUCGCGAUUUUAGACAGAUUACGAGAAGUUUUCUACACGGUAAGGAGUAUAAAUAAAGUUAGUUUAGGUUUCCUCUAUAGUAACACUGAAUCAAUAAGAGAUGAUCCUUACUGGACCUCCAGGAAGAACAGUUCAGAACUGAUAGAGCUAUCUAGUAUAAAUAAAGUUAGUUUAGGUUUCCUCCUGUAGUAACACUGGAUCAAUAAGAGAUUAUCCUUACUGGACCUCUAGGAAGAAUAGUUUAGAACUGAUAGAGCUUUAUAAAAUAACAUGUAUAUAACGCGUAUUCUGAUUGGUCGAAAGCCGUGUUUGGAUCAGGCCAUCCAAACACGGAAGACUACCGUGUUGUUGUUAUUUUAUAAAACAAUUACUUUAUGGUUUCCGUGUUUGGAUGGACUGAUCCAAACACUUGGGAAUGUUGCUCGAGUUAAGAAAAGCGGGCAAAAUCACUCGCCUUCGGCUCGUGAUUUCGCUCGCUUUUCUUAACUCUCGCAACAUUCCCGCGCGUUUGGAUCAGGCCAUCCAAACACGGAAACCAUAAAGUAAUUGUAUAAUCCAGUAUAAAUAAAGUUAGUUUAGUUUUCUUCCUCUAGUAACACUGGAUCAAUAAGAGGUGACUCUUACUGGACCUCUAGGAAGAAUAGUUUAGAACUGAUAAAGUUAUCCAGUAUAAAUAAAGUUACAGUAGUUUAGAUUUCCUCCUGUAGUAACACUGGAUCAAUAAGAGAUUAUCCUUACUGGACCUCUAGGAAGAAUAGUUUAGAACUGAUAAAGCUAUCCAGUAUAAAUAAAGGUAGUAAGUCAACGAUAAACGUCUUAUGUUAAUAUACAUUGUCCAUUUGUUUCAGUACCAUCGUGAAAUCAAGCCGUAUAUUUCAACUUUGGAUACACACCUUUUCACCUCCGAUGUGGAUCAUCACAUUCUUAAUAUAUUCAAUCAAUACAGAGCUCUCAGCACGUAAGCUUAUCAUCUUGUCAGAAAAACCAUACGUGAGAAGUACUGAAGGUAACUUUGAGCAAGUGAAAUCAUUACUGUAACAUAGUCGGAAGUUUCCGGAAGUGCGUUUUGAAGGAUGUUGUUGAAAUACCGGAAAGAAGAGAACCUUCGUUUUGGAAGUAUGAAAAGUCUACUCUAAGUGAAACGUAAUGUCGAUUUUUGCCUACAACAGCAACAAAGACAUGUUCAGCGGCGAGAAGCGAGAUUUUGCUCAAGUCCAAACUAAAGCCCAUUUUCCACAAGGCGAAUUUGUUCGCGCGAACAGUAAAAAAGUAGAAACUUUUUCGCUGACCAAUCACAUUGCCAAGAUUUGUUUUUCGCUUCGCGCGAAGAAAUUCGAAAAUGGGCUUAAGACACGGAAAUUUGUUUUAAAAUAAACAGACCAUCUGAGACUUGCAUUACCAACUAUUUUAAAACAGUUUUUGAGUUUUUAUGCCUCUUUUCAUUAUUGAUGCUUGCUUUUAGUCUGCUCAAACCAAUGUAAGUUUUAGCUAAAUAUCGAUUAUUUUUAUCUGAACUACACUCGUUAAUAAUAAAUCUACAUGAAAAAAAUUUAUUCUGUGAUUUAAAUGACCUCGUUUUAUUUCAUAUUGUUACACUAUCUUCUAAAGAAAGUACCGAAAAAGCCUUGCAUGCCUAGGUAUAUUCUCAUGAAUAGUCCAGGUUCAGGAACAGAUUCUAUGAGUUCAGUUGGAGGCGGUUUUUCUUCAAGUUCUUUUAUAAUAAGAUCGCGUAACGAAGGUUUGGUUUUCGGGACCGAAGGCUGGAUGCCAUGUAUUAACAUUAUCUCUUCGUGAAAAUGAAGUAAGGAAGGUAGGUAGGUACUGCGUGUUGCACUCGCGGGAACCGUGUCCUCAGGACCAUCUGCAAAAUAUGAUAG
This is a messenger RNA of Paramuricea clavata, 11946 nucleotides long. Lineage: Eukaryota; Metazoa; Cnidaria; Anthozoa; Malacalcyonacea; Plexauridae. The record is from the annotation of a GenBank genome assembly.